AGGGAAAGAUGCAGAGAUUAAAGUGUCAGGGAAAAGAAGACACGCCAGCUUCCUUCUGGAUCUCUUUGUCCCCACAUCCCCACCCCAAGCAGUGCUGUAUCUUAGUUCUUCCUGACUCUCAAGGAAAGGGACCAGGGCAGCUGGCUGGCCUUCUGAACAAUGACUUGGGGUCUUUCCGUCCUGUGUCUUGCAGUUGAUACCACGUACAACCGGUUCUGCUGCUUCUCCUACACCUCCUGUCGGGUUCUGCAAAAAGUCAUAGUUGACUAUUUUCCAACCAACCACAAUUGCUUCAAUCCAGGUGUCAUCUUCCUAACCAAGAAAGGCCGGCACAUCUGUGCCAACCCCAGUAAGGAGUGGGUCAAGAAAUACACCAAACACCUGAAUGCUUCAGGGGCUGCAGAAGCUGUGAGGACCCAGUGACCUUGGUGGGGCCAGGAGGGAGCAGGAGCCUGAGCCAGGGCAAUGAUCCCACCACCCUGGAGGCCAUCUCUUCUGAGAGUUCCAUCUGCUAUGCCCAGCCACAUUAACUAACUUUUAAUUUUAAUUUAUGCAUCAUAUUUCAUUCUGAAAUUCAUUUCUGUUGUUGAACUGCAUUACGAAAUUAGUAUUUUCUCUGACAUCUCAUGACAUUGUCUUCAUCCUUUCCCUCCAACUCUUCACACAUUCACUGUGUGGAUCAAUCAGUGUGAUUAGCUUUCUCAGCAGACAUGGUACCAUAUGUGUCAAAUGACAAAUGCUAUUGCAUGGUUUUGCUCAGCACCACCUUUUAAUAUAUUGGCAGCACUCAUAUAAAAGGUAAACCAGAAUUCUCCUUGUGA
This is a messenger RNA of Sapajus apella (tufted capuchin), 821 nucleotides long. RefSeq names its product C-C motif chemokine 3-like. Bases 160 to 423 code for a protein of 87 amino acids. Gene Ontology annotation, molecular function: CCR chemokine receptor binding; chemokine activity. The transcript has 2 exons. Gene Ontology annotation, cellular component: extracellular region. Gene Ontology annotation, biological process: cellular response to tumor necrosis factor; cellular response to type II interferon; immune response. NCBI's taxonomy places the organism in Eukaryota, Metazoa, Chordata, Mammalia, Primates, Cebidae. The record is from RefSeq and is a predicted model, not a curated record.